AAGGUACAAUGCACGGGCAAAAAUGGUUCUCGAUUUUUUGUUGUUUUUCAUCUUAUUAUUCGUGGUUCCAGCAAGUGAUGUGAUCCACAUUGCAAGGAAAAUAGUUGCAAAAUUGCAGACAGUCUGGUCAGCUGCAAAUCUUUAAUGAGAGUUAGUUCUCACCUUUCAAAAGUCUCAUUGUAGGUGCUCAGCUAAAUUGUUUUCUAAGAUUCAUACAAUUCUGGUGAAGUUUGCACGUAAAAUCCACUAAAAACCAACUAUGGGGUCCGAUAAUAAACUGUCGCUAGCAGACAACUCAAUCUCACGACCUGAAAAUAGUGACGAGCAAGAAGCUUUGGAUCAAAUCAGGAGCCUUAUCAAAAAACUGGAUGGACUGGAGUGCCCCACGGAGGACGUGUAUCUCCUUCGCUUCCUUCGCUACAGGAAAAACGACAUCGCUCGGACUGUAGAGUCGAUUGCGUCCUGGUGGAAGAAUCGUCACCGUUUUGACUUCAUGCACACGGACAUGCACCCCAGCCACUACGUUCAAACGUAUGGCUUCAAUUUUGCAACCGUUCUAGCUCAUCGUGAUGCUUUGGGGAGGCAAGUCGUCCUCGUCAAACUUGAGAAUUGGGAUCCUGCUAAAAUGUCACUGCUGGAAGCAUCCAAGGCUGAUUUUUGUUCGAUGGACACCGUCACAAGUCGCCAGUUGACGCAGUUGCAUGGCGUUGUUUUCGUCCUGGACCUGGCUGGUCUGGCCUUGUCGCACGUUCAGUCUUGCACCCCAUUCAACUUAAAGACAGUAAUUAAUCUGUCGGAUGGGUAUCCCAUGAAAAUUAAAGGGAUCCAUUUCGUCAACCAUCCCUACAUUUUCAACACUGUGCACUCCGUGGCGAAAAUGUUUAUGAAGAAAAAGAUGAAGAAAAGGAUUCAACUUCAUGGGUACGAUUAUACAUCACUGCACAAAUUCGUUGAUCCGGCAAUUCUCCCAAAAACUUAUGGAGGGCUGCUUGACGAUGUGGAUGCCGAAGAAAAGGACUUCAAGGGAACACUACUCGACAAAGACCAAUACUACAGAGAUCUAUUUGACGUAAAGAAAUAUGGGUAUCAGACCAAAAAGAACUAAAUUGCCCCGGUGUGUAAUUAGUGUGAUUAACUACUAGGUUAUACAAAUAAUGUGUGUGGAUAAUGUAUCUCAAUUUUAGACUGUCUCUAGAGAUUGGGUUUGUUUAUUUAAAUGUAAAUGCUUUCCUUAACGUUCGCAAGGUGGGAAUAAACUUUUUCGUAAUAUAAAGUAUUAA
Molecule: messenger RNA, 1280 nt
Organism: Folsomia candida
Lineage: Eukaryota; Metazoa; Arthropoda; Collembola; Entomobryomorpha; Isotomidae
Product: alpha-tocopherol transfer protein-like
Exons: 6
Coding region: 260-1105 (281 amino acids)
Cellular component (GO): membrane
Molecular function (GO): phosphatidylinositol bisphosphate binding
Source: RefSeq, a predicted model, not a curated record